AUGUCUGUGGUUGAGGAGGAUGACAACGCAGAGCACAACAUCUCGCGAAUAUCUACAUCGCUUUCGCCGGCCUUGUUCGUGGACUUGCAGCAGAAAAUAAAGACGUUGGAGAGGAAGCUCGCGUCGCGUGAAAAGGACCUCACGAGCACCAGAACUGCGUUGCAGAAAACCGAAGCCGACCUGAAGGAGUACUGGAAGGAGGCUCAGUUGCGCAAAAGGGAAGUUCAGGCGCUGGAGACGAGGCUCGAGGAGAUGAGGAAAGAACGAGACCUUGCACUUGCCGAGAACAGGAGGAUUGUGAAUGACCGCAAGUUUCUGACGCGCUCACUUGCACGAUCGCGAGACCAGUUGGGUGUCGUGGAGCUACAGCGACAGCAGGAGGCGAUGUCCCGGGCGAAGGUUGAGGAGGAAAAGUUGGAGAAAGAGAGAGAAAUUGACGCAGCGAAGAACAAGAGCCGCAUGCUGGCAAGCACGCAGUCGUCGUUGACUAGCCAGAUCGCUAUUGAGAGGGAACGUAGAUGGAAAUUGAAGAAGGCUGUGAGAGAUAAACUGAAACGAGUGGAGGCUAAGGAGACCUUCAUGAAGAGCGUUGUAAUCGCGAACAAGCGCAUCUUUCUGGAUGACCACAGUAUGACCGCUGAAGCCUGGGAGGAUAAGUUGGCUGAAGAACGCGGCCGAACAGAAGAGGCACUCAAGCAGUUGGAACGUGCUAACGCACUCGCGUCGAGGCUGGAAGAGGCGCUUAUUGGCAAGCAAUCGGCGAAAGACCAGAUGCAGUACCAGCUAAGAGAACUGCAGAGUAGUCAAACCUGGACGACCACUAGUCCCACACAAACUCCUGGACCGGCUCCGAUCGGUACAUUCGCGGUGAACAUCUCCUUGUCACCUAUAGGCUCCGCAUCGGCUGGUCUCACUACCUCAAAUGCAGACCCCAAUAAGUUGCUCAUAACGAGGCUAUUCCUUGUAUUGGAAACUACGCCUCCCGAAGUGCUGAUCAACGCCACAGUGGACGUGCGGUUUCACAUGGAAGGACCCAGGGUUGUUCUGAACGACUUGAACCACUUCCCAUCUGAUGUACGGUCUUUUAUCGAAAGUACCAUCGUCACAUAUAUGCCGCCUGACGAGAUCCAGAUCAACAUUAGAUCACCAGUCGUAUUCAGUGUUACGCUCCAUCGUGCUUCGUCCCGAAGGAGCAUGGCAGUUCGCGAGGCGCUGCUUUUCAAUGCUGUUUAA
Messenger RNA from Perkinsus marinus ATCC 50983, 1233 nucleotides. Its product is annotated as Tropomyosin-2, putative. The transcript has 10 exons. Bases 1 to 1233 code for a protein of 410 amino acids. NCBI's taxonomy places the organism in Eukaryota, Perkinsozoa, Perkinsida, Perkinsidae. The record is from RefSeq and is a predicted model, not a curated record.